AUGAAGUCAACUGGAAAGGGAAGACACAUCCUGACAAUAUAUAUUCAGACAUAUACGGUCAGCAUCAUGAAGCUCUGGACACCUCAACUCAUGACCUUCCUCUGUAUGGUGCUACUGUCUGUGCUGGGAGUGAUGAAGGAAAAACACAGCUGGGAUGAAAUGUUCAUUGAGGAGUGCUGGGGAGAGCCAACUGUCAUUGAAUGUACCAAGAAGUGUUCUAGGGCCCUUAAAUGUACAAACAAAAAUUACACAUGCUGCUGGACCUAUUGUGGAAACAUCUGUUGGAAAAAUAAAUUUUUGUCCAAAUUUCUAACCAUUGCCUCCAUCGUCAGACCUUUCAAUGAACGCUUUUGGCCCAGUUAG
This is a messenger RNA of Ailuropoda melanoleuca (giant panda), 363 nucleotides long. RefSeq names its product WAP four-disulfide core domain 11 (gene WFDC11). The transcript is spliced from 4 exons. The coding region runs from base 1 to 363 and encodes 120 amino acids. The record is from RefSeq and is a predicted model, not a curated record. NCBI's taxonomy places the organism in Eukaryota, Metazoa, Chordata, Mammalia, Carnivora, Ursidae.